Molecule: messenger RNA, 1446 nt
Organism: Cladophialophora carrionii CBS 160.54
Lineage: Eukaryota; Fungi; Ascomycota; Eurotiomycetes; Chaetothyriales; Herpotrichiellaceae
Exons: 1
Coding region: 1-1446 (481 amino acids)
Molecular function (GO): oxidoreductase activity
Source: RefSeq, a predicted model, not a curated record
AUGGGUUCUCUUAUUGAAUCAUCCACAACUGAAGUUCUGUACGCAGCAGCCGGGCUCAGUGGGAAAGGUUUCGUCCAAGAUGACAACGCUCCGCCAAAUACGAUCAGGCUUCAGCCGGCGGCUUUCGAUGAUACACUGGGUUUGGCUCGGAUCGAUGCCAACCCUGCUGGCUCUGUGGAUAUAGUGGCCCAACUAUUGCAGAAGAACCAUGAGAAGUGGCAUAUGUACUUCCGCGACGUGGCUGGGCACAACCACAUCCCACACGCUAUCCUCAGCACAUUCGCCAUGGGUGGCGGUCCGCAGGAGCUUCAUAGGGCGUACGAUGACGGUGAAUCCAUUCAACGUCCUAUGCCGCCGGUCUCCCUCCCGACCGUUCAGGAAAUGAGCGAUCCACUCAAGUUUCGCGAACGCAUGCACAUCCUCGACCAGUACCCCAAUUUCCUAGCAUUCUUCGAACAGGAGAUUGCUGCGAAAGGAGGCGAUUGGCAGGCAGUCGUCCUGGAGCACUGCUUCAAGCGGACGCCACUAAGUGACUUGAUGAUGGCCCAGCUUUUCGAGGGUCUCUACCAUCCCUUCAUUCACCUGGGAUUUGGCGUCGAGUUUGGGUUGUCAGGUCUCGUGGCCGAAGGACUGGCCCAAACCGCCAGCCACGACCCGAUGUACAUUGACGUCUUCUUUCAGAAGGCCGAGAAGCUUGCCCAGGCAGGUUCUGUGGCACGUCAGCCUCUCAUGGAUAUGUACCGCCAAACGCGCGCCAACGACGUUAUUCGUACCGCUCCUCGCAUGCCCGAUGGACCAUGGAAGGUGCGUGACGGUGUUCUUGGCCGCGCCAUGGACGAGAUCGUGCGCGUGGCGGCACAGUUCCAGGUUGAUCCCACCGAAGAAGACGUGGAGCGCGCCACGGCCGAAAUGAUCAGCUGUGCGGCAUGGUCGUGCGCCGCGAGCCACAAGCCAGGCAAAGAGCGCAAGAUUGACUUCUUCCUGAUGCAUGCCGUGACCAGUUCAAUCUUUGUUACAGUCCUCGCCCGCCAGUCCUGGAUUCCUAUCGCAGACAAGGCUCGCAUGGUUGAAUGGAAGGCCCGCCUAGACUUGGUGUGGUAUGCAGCCAGCGCAGCGCCCGAGCUACGCCAUGAGUUCAUCGUCGAUUACGAGCCCACGUUGAGCAAAGGCAUGGGUUGGCCCCAGCUCUAUCAGGCCUUGAACCGACAUCACGAUGAUGGGCAUGUGGCCAAAUUUGUCCGUGCCAUCAAGAACGGCCAAGAAGUGGCCGCGCCCUUUGAGCAGUCCCAUGCCAGCAGCCUCCCUAUCAAAGGCGACUUGUGGCUGAAGGUUGCACAGCUUUGUUACGACUCCACCGUCAUGUACGUCGAGGGUGAGAAGAAGUGGGUUUGGGGUGCUGGUUUCGAGCCUAUGUGGGCCAAGGUCAGAGACGAGGUGAAGGUUUAA